CUUUUGACGGUUGUUCCUUUAUUAGUAUCCGAAAUCGCAUAAGCAAUUUGCGCACCAUUAGGAGGGUGAAUAGCAUAGGCCUACAUCUGUUUUUUGGAUCUCCCUCUUUGCCUGAGUGAGAGGAGCUGUUAACCCCAAAGAUGCUCCUAAUCUCGCUUUCGGUUAUCCUUGUCCUGCGUGGAUUCCUGAUCUGUGCUGCAGAUGGAAUGCAAGAUGACUUUCAAAACGCUGAUGCAGUCUCCUCAUUCUAUGUGUUCGAUGAGACUGAUCCUUGCUCCGUGGUUAGCCCACCAUGCGAGAGUGAAGCUGACCGCUUCAGCCUGGAGGCCCUGAGGCACAUCCACAGAGAGCUGGACGAUGACCAGGAUGGCGGGAUAGAGGUGGAGGAGAGUGUGGAGUUCAUAAUUGAGGAUAUGCAACAGCAGCAGCAGAUCAACAAGCACAGCCACCUGCACAGAGAGGACCAGCACAUCACCGUAGAGGAGUUAUGGAGAGGAUGGAAAUCCUCUGAAGUUCAUAACUGGACCCAGGAAGAGGUGUUACGUUGGUUGAGGGAGUUUGUGGAGCUUCCCCAGUAUGAGAGAAAUUUCAAGGAUCUGCGUGUGAAUGGAAACACCUUACCCAGGAUUGCAUCCAAUGAACCUUCUUUCAUGAGUGCCUAUCUGAAGAUCCAGGACCCGCAGCACAAGCAGAAGCUUAAACUCAAAGCCCUGGAUGUGGUUCUGUUUGGACCCCCCACACGCCCACCACAUAAUUGGAUGAAAGACCUGCUGCUUAUCGUCUCCGUGGUGAUGGGUGUGGGGGGCUGCUGGUUUGCCCAGGCUCAGAACAAGGCCUCCAAGGUGCACAUCUCCAAGAUGAUGAAGGACCUGGAGAGUCUGCAGAGGGCUGAGCUCAGCCUGCGAGAGCUACAGGAACAACUUGAGAGGGCACAGGAGGAGAAGCGCACAGUCACGGUGGAGAAGCAGAAUCUGGAGGAGAAGAUGAGGGACGAGAUCCAGGGGGCCCAGGAGGAGGCCAAUCGUCUCCAUGAGCUCAGACAGGGGGCGGUGAGUGAGCUGAGCCGCCUACGCUACGCAGAAGAGGAGCUGGAGCAGGUCCUAGGGGCGCUGAAAAAGGCUGAAAUGGAUAUGCAGACCAGUUGGACAGUUCCCGAUGCCCUACAACUCUGGCUCCAGCUCACCUACGAGGUCGAGGUCCAGUACUACAACGUCAAGAAGCAGAGCGCUGAGCAGCAACUUGGCAUAGCUAAGGAUGAGGCUGAGAAGAUCAAGAAAAAGAGGAGCUCUGUCCUGGGGACUCUACAAGUGGCGCACAGUUCUUCUCUCGACCAAAUUGACCACAAGAUCCUCGCGGCCAAGAACGCCCUGGGGGAGGUCACCGCCUGUCUGAGGGAACGUCUCCACAGAUGGCAGCACGUUGAGCGCCUGUGCGGAUUCCCUGUGAUGAAUAACCCAGGCCUACCCAGCCUGACUGCUAGCCUCUACUCAGAUACGAAUUUGCUGCUGAUGUCCCGUGUCUCAGAGGAGGACAUGUCGCCCAUGAUGCCGCAGAUACCAGUGGCUCCUAUGAAGCGAUCCCCCCGGGCUAUGGUUCGUACGCGCCGGACAGGGCACAUUGUUCAGCCUCCUGUAAUGCUUCAAUCUGACCCUGACCUGAUUCCCAUCCGAGCCCCUCUGCCCCGUUAUGGAGAAGAUGAAGAUGAACAUAUACAUUAUAUUGCCCAACUGACUAAACCGGAAUAUCUGGAGACAUCAUCGGACACGGAUUCAAUGGGAUCCUCUGUCGGCAGGAUUUUCACAGGCUCUGCUCUGGACACACCCAACAGGAGACUGCUUCGCGAUGAUGCGGACAUGUUCUCCGACAGUAUGUCAUGGAAAGUUCCCAGAGAGGAACAGGAGGACAGCAACCCCAAAAGGUUGUCCAGAGAGGAGCUUGAUGAGUCCUUAAAAAUGGGCCCUUGGAAAGUUCUGAGAGACGAUCAUGGUGUAAUGAUCGAGACACCAAAGCGGAGGACGUCUCGGGAGGAGCUUGAUCUUGCCUCUGUGGAUAUGCAAACAAGGGUGGGUGUAAAGGAGGAGCCAGAGAGUGUAACGGAAUUUAUGACAAGAAAAGUCGGGUGGGAAAAGCUGGAUAAUUCCACGGAUGCACCAGUUUGGAAGGAGUCAGCAGACAGUUCCGAAGAUGCACAUGUUGGAAUGAUGACAAGAGGGGAGCAGGAGGAUGCCAGUGACAGUAAGAAAGGCAAGGUGCUCAGAGAAAGAAAAGAAGUUGAAUUCAAGAAGACUUCGAGGGAAGAUCUCGAUGUUGGUGUGGACCCACCAAGGGGCAAGAUGUUCAGCGAAAGAAAGGAACCCUGCGUGGAAGUCUCCUCAAGGAAAUCCUCCAGAGAUGAGCUUGAUAACUAUUCGGACAGCCAUUUUGGAAAGAUAUUUAGAGAGCCUGAGAUUUCCUUUGAGGCAGCCUCUAGAAAACCUCCCAGGGAUGAUACUGAUGUGCUCAUUGCUCAGAGACGACGUACAUUCAGAGAUAAGAGGGAUUUUUCCUUGGAUGCAGCCCCCACAAGGAAGAUCUCUAGAGAUGAGUUUGACUUUGCCACUGAGAGCCAAAGAAGGAGGCCUUUCCGGGACUUCCGAAUUGACAAUUCUAUUGACACUCCCACUGGGAAAAUACCGUGGGAUAGAGUGGACUUCCCGGUAGAUCCACGUCGCAUUUCCCGCGAGGAGCACGUAGCCAUGGAUGUGGGUCGCUUUGGUCAGCCUGACUUAACCACAAGCUCCUUGAAGAUGUGGAAGCCGCCGCCUGACCCUAUGAGCAUGUUGGUGUACGACGGUAUCCUUGAGAAGGCCUACCCCACCUCGUCCCUGCACGACCUACCACAAGGCAUGGUGGGAAUGGAGACUCUAGCCAACCAGACCUCUCACCGGUCCCCAAAUGCCUCACCCCCUGAAUCCAGGAGCGGCAGCCGAGAGAAGACCAAGAAGUCCUCCAAGCUCAAGAGCCUGUUCCAGAAGAAGAAGAAGGACACCAGGUCCUCCUCCCCUGAUGGGUCGACGGGCAGUCUGCAGAAGAUGUGACUAGCGGUCGGCAAACACAAAAGCAUCUCCAAAGCCAAAGGCUGGCAGAAGCUGAGACGGGUGUUGGGCAGAUCUGCAGAGUCUGACUGAUGCUCUUCUUGACGUAUACUGCUAGCUUUCGGGGCAGUCCACCAGACAGCCUCAAAUAUCAACCAGAUGGAAAUGCACAUCCAUCUGGAUAUAUGAUGUGUUCUGCAGGGUUAAAAGAACAAGUGAAGUUUAAAUGGACUCUGACAGAUGGGCACAGGCUGAACUGGUCAUUUGUGUUUGCCGAUUACAGGUUACAGACUCUCAGAUGACUGAGUUUUUUUUUCUUUUUCUAACAUUGAACAUUAAUUUGAACAUUCUGAUCGAAUGAGUCCAACUGUACAGGUUCAGAAGCGUGAACCGUGGUCCCAGUGAAACAAUGGUCGCUUAUUGACAUGGCAAGAGCUGUGGUGAUGACGUAACACCUCAAGCGAGAGGACAACCGUGGCCUCAAUGACAGGUUUCACUAUGAUAAUGAUGCUUGUCAGGCUUUUGAGGUUUAUUGGAUUAUGCAGUUUUAAGAUGGACAUGUUAAGAGUUGAAUGUCUUAAUGCCUUUUCUAACACUGUUUGAUAUCUAUGUGGUACUGUGGGAAAAAAAUUGUCUCAAAUGUGAGGAUGUUGAAAAGACUGC
Sardina pilchardus (European sardine) is the source of this 3737-nucleotide messenger RNA. RefSeq names its product tromal interaction molecule 2a (gene stim2a). Lineage: Eukaryota; Metazoa; Chordata; Actinopteri; Clupeiformes; Clupeidae. The transcript is spliced from 12 exons. Bases 141 to 3077 code for a protein of 978 amino acids. Gene Ontology annotation, cellular component: endoplasmic reticulum; plasma membrane. Gene Ontology annotation, molecular function: calcium ion binding; calcium channel regulator activity; protein binding. Gene Ontology annotation, biological process: intracellular calcium ion homeostasis; activation of store-operated calcium channel activity; store-operated calcium entry. The record is from RefSeq and is a predicted model, not a curated record.